Notothenia coriiceps (black rockcod) is the source of this 6509-nucleotide messenger RNA. RefSeq names its product phosphoinositide-3-kinase, regulatory subunit 3b (gamma) (gene pik3r3b). The transcript has 9 exons. Gene Ontology annotation, molecular function: 1-phosphatidylinositol-3-kinase regulator activity. Gene Ontology annotation, biological process: phosphatidylinositol phosphate biosynthetic process; insulin receptor signaling pathway. Lineage: Eukaryota; Metazoa; Chordata; Actinopteri; Perciformes; Nototheniidae. The record is from RefSeq and is a predicted model, not a curated record. The coding region runs from base 367 to 1788 and encodes 473 amino acids. Gene Ontology annotation, cellular component: phosphatidylinositol 3-kinase complex.
ACGGUACCAGCGGAGAAGAAGGAGAGGGGACUGAAAUGUAGAGCUGGCAUCUACUUUCCCACCGUUUAAAGGACGCUUUUAUAUACACAUAUACGUAUACAGGGCAUUCAUGAAGAGCCCCAAGUUAAUAACACUAUUAUUAUGUCGGAGGGAGCAGUCACAGCCCGGUGCUUGCUGUACACAGUUCGUCUAUUUAUUCAAGUCUGAAGCUGGAAUUCAGAUAGAAGACUUUCAAGUAGAUAGAUUAGCCUAUCUAAUCAAGUGUUUUUAUUAAUACGUCAGUUUGUUUUUGUCACCAGUUCGCAUUUUAUACGCUUUUUUUCCUUUUUGUGGAGAAAGAUUGUCAGGUUAAGCCACACGAAAGCAAUGUAUAAUACAGUCUGGACGUCGGAAAAAGCCGAUGAGGAAGGAGACUGGAGGGACGUGAUGAUGCCCUACUCCACAGAGCUGAUAUUUUAUCUGGAAAUGGACCAACCGCCAGCUCUUCCUCCAAAACCAGCAAAGCCACAGCAGCCCUCCUCAGUGGGGGGGGUUGGGGGCAGCACCAAUGGCACCAAGGAUGUAGGAGCAGGAGGCUCGCUGCAGGAAGCCGAGUGGUACUGGGGAGACAUAUCCAGGGAGGAAGUGAAUGAUAAGCUCAGAGACAUGCCUGAUGGGACUUUCCUGGUGCGGGACGCUUCCACAAAGAUGCAGGGAGAUUACACGCUCACACUGAGGAAGGGGGGCAACAACAAGCUGAUAAAGAUCUACCACCGGGACGGGAAAUACGGCUUCUCCGACCCGCUGACGUUCAGCUCAGUGGUGGAUCUCAUCAUUCACUACAGACACGAGUCCCUGGCUCAGUACAACACCAAGCUGGACGUCAAACUCAUGUACCCCAUCUCCCGGUUCCAGCAGGACCAGCUGGUAAAGGAGGAUAAUAUUGACGCUGUGGGGAAGAAGCUGCAGGAAUACCACAAUCAGUACCAAGAGAAGAGCAAAGAGUAUGACAGACUGUACGAAGAAUACACCAAGAUGUCACAGGAGAUCCAGAUGAAGCGAACGGCCAUCGAAGCCUUCAACGAGACCAUCAAGAUCUUCGAGGAGCAGUGCCAAACGCAGGAGCGCUACAGCAAGGACUACAUCGAGCGCUUCCGCCGCGAGGGCAACGACAAGGAGAUCGAGAGGAUCAUGAUGAACUACGAGAAGCUCAAGUCCCGGCUCGGGGAGAUCCACGACAGCAAGGUGCGGCUGGAGCAGGACCUGAAGACACAAGCCAUGGACAACCGGGAGACGGACAAGAAGAUGAACAGCCUGAAGCCCGACCUCAUACAGCUCCGCAAGAUCAGGGACCAGUAUCUUGUCUGGCUCAAUCACAAAGGAGUUCGUCAGAAACAAAUUAACGACUGGCUUGGAAUCAAGAACGAAAACACUGACGAAGGCUACUUUGUGACCGAGGAGGACGAGAACUUGCCUCACUACGAUGAGAAGAGCUGGUUCGUCGGGGACCUGAACAGGACUCAGUCAGAGGAUCUGCUCAUCGGGAAGCCGGACGGAGCCUUCCUCAUCCGGGAGAGCAGCAAAAAGGGCUGCUACGCCUGCUCUGUAAAUGUGGAAGGUGAGGUGAAGCACUGUGUCAUCUACAGCACGCCGCGGGGCUUCGGCUUUGCGGAGCCCUACAACCUGUACAGCAGCCUGAAGGACCUGGUGCUCCACUACCACCAGACCUCGCUGGUGCAGCACAACGACUCGCUCAACGUGCGCCUCGCAUACCCCGUCUACGCACAGAUGCCCUCCGGACGCAGAUGAACCCCACCCACCUGGCCACAACCCCCACAUAGACAAUAAACCAACCCCCUCCUGGGGAAGGGAGAACGGGGAGAGUGAGUGAAGGAAGGAACGAGGGAGGGGGAUUGGUUGAAAUACAAAGCAACCCCAACACCAGACCCCGUAAAGAUAGAAACAAAUUAAACACUUGCUGCAACACACACGUCAGCCACUUUGGAGUUAUAUAUUUUUACAAGAACUAUUUCGGAGGGCAUUCUUUCUAAAGACUGCUUGAUUUGCACAAGGAAGUUUUAACUGUUUGUGAAUGUGAAAAACAAAUAAAUAAGCGACUGAAGGAAGGAAAGAAGGAAGGAAACGGAGUAGGAGACUUCAGAGUUUCAGUUUGACCCCGCUGCUACCUACACUCCAGCUCAGACUUUUUACCUGAAACUACGCGAACGACGACAAAGGCGACAACAAAACAUUCCCAAAACCUCUUUUUAUUUUGUUUCUCCCAUUCUUUUUGUUUUAUUUUGCACCUCAGAUGAUUAUAUUGCAAUCUUUUUGCUUGUUUCUGGAGUCGUUUCCUUUUGUUUCUCAUAGCUUUGUUUGUGGUAAAUGCAAGAGGAGACGAUGUCAAGUGUCUGUCCUGUCCCUCUCCGUACGAAAAAAGCAAAUAUAAUGUAGCAUAACGAGACAACGGACACUUGGUUUUAUGAAGUGUUCCUCCAUGUAGACUGCUGCUGAAGGGUUUAGGGGGAGGGGAAGGGUGGGGCAUACGUGACAAAACAUAGUUUAGAAGUCUUAAAGAAGGACAAAAGGCUUGCUUUCAUACUAACUGUAGAGGGGUUCUUUUGUAUUAUUUCUGCUUUGCUGGAACAUAGUUGAUUUUUUCCGUUAUUUCUUGCCAAUGUGUAAAUGGCAAUGUCACAGAUCAGAACCAGAGACCAAAGUUGGUGUGGAGAGGGAGGGGGGAGGGCAAAGAGUCAGCUAGUGUGUGUUUCUUUAAGUUUUUUCUUUUCUUUUUGUGAAUGGUGAAAGGAAUGAAGAAAAGCAAACGAAUGGUGUGUUUGAGACCACACAUAAAAACCGAGUUUUGGGCCACGUGCUUGUGCACCAAAUAGCCUUUUUUUGGAAAACCAAAUGGUACGUAAACAGAGAAAGCCAUGACCUUCUGUAAAUACAGAUGGUCAAGAAUGAAGCUCUUAAACAAGUCCCAUGUGUGACCUCAGCAUUCUGGACCUGUUCGAAUAGUAUAGUUAUUUACUGCUUUUUGACUGUUUUUAAGCAAUUUACUGACAUUUUAUAGACUCAAAAGUCAAUAAUUAAUAGAGAAAAUAUGCGUAACUCAGUGUAAUAGUUUUUUCAAAUUCAUUAUUUUCUACCAACUCACGGCUUGAGUGCUGCGGUCACAAAUCUUACUACACUUAAACCAGAAAAUAAAAGGUUACAUAUGGUCCGUUUCACCAAAAUCAUCCUUUUGAAAGCAUGAAGGACCAGUGAACCUGAAACCAAUUUUAUGUGUGGUUUAAAAAGAGAGUGAAAGAGACUUACAUGAAUAUAUGCUAACGACUGUGGGUUUAAAAAACUGGGACUGUUUGUGUUUUUGUUAAAAACCUUCAGAAAUAAUAAGCUUUGAUAAAAAAACUUUGUCUGCAAGACAGAGAGCAGGUAGACGGAGGCGAUGUCUCGAGCUAAAGGCGCAGGCUUUAGAAGAAAAAAACUGAAAACUUGAAAGAACGUGCAAUCUAGCGUUGUGUUUAUGAAGUCCAGCAGAGCGGAACACUAGGGUCCGAGAGAUAAUCAAAGUGCACAGUGAAGCUUUUGGAGGGAAAUUCUGUCUGACUUCUCCGUUUCCUCUUUUUUUAAUUUUGUGAGAGUUUUGUUUUUUAAACUCAGAACCUAUUGCCGAUGCUUGACUUUAUAACCAGUGGAAGAAUUUUCUGUCAAAGACUAAAAAGCAUCACGCAAUAAAUAAAUAUCUUCAAAAACUGAAGAGAAAAACACAACCCAGUUGCAUUCUAUUUUUCCUUGAAAUUUGCUGUUACUGAUUGGCUGUUGGAACGAAAACAAUGCCCACCAAUUGGCUGUUUUUGUUUUGGAGAGGCAUCUUUUGAACCAGGGUCAGCGCUGGGUCCCCGGACAGUCUGAUAAUCUGCAGCUAUUCAUAGAACGAAAAGCUAGCGAGUAAGGGCGCUGAUACAUCGACCCCGUUUUCUUUUUUCACAGGAUAACGUUUUUGUUUGGGUCUAGCAAAGAAAUCUUACAAAAGACGCUGGUUACAAAGUCAGACAGAGCACCCUCCCCUCUGGUUGUUUGCAGUCUUUUUCACAGUAUGAUAAGCGGAGUGUAUGGACUACACACACAGGUGCGUCUGCAGGAAUGUAUCAGGUUGUAGGAAGAGGGCCAUUGUUUGAGUAUCUGCAGAAGAGUCAUUGUGAGUGAAUGAUACAACCUUGGUUGUACCCACCACAUGUUUAUCUACACCCCCGUCUCUAUGUCCUCCUCAACAGUAGUAACCCAUGACGGUAUCACCGUUAUCUACCCCCACACCCCCCCACACCCUUGAUAAUGUCUGCUCACAUUAGGUAGAUGAGUUGGGGGAGGUUUGUGGACCUGAAGGCCAUUGAUAGUCAGCGGUCUCUCCCGAUCUGGGUGUCCCUAAAGCCGGCAGGAUUAAUCCGAUUUGGCCUGUUCUCAGACUACUGUCCUGUCAUGUAGACCUACAAAAUAAUGCAAUGCCUUUUUAGAAAAUGUUGAACAUUUGGCGUAAAAAAUCAGUUAGUUUUAGUCCCCUAGGAUUACACAAGUAUUCCAGAGAAUUAUCUUGUGUUUUAAAGAAUGGUUAGCCAUUACAUUCCAUCACUACUUCCUCUAAUCCAUGCAUUAACAGAAGCACAAUUGGCAACAUCGGUUUGUCUUUUUAAAGAAACUGAAAUAUUUUGGCGAAAUUGAAGUUUAAAUAUGGAAAAUGGAGCAUUCCAAUUAUUUUGGUAUUAUCUUUCCAAAUGUUCCUUAUUUCCAUUACUAAAGAGACAGAUGUUGGAAUGGAAAUAACUUGCAAGUUCCUAAAAUAGAAAUGGAAAAACAAAGUUAUAUUAAAAUAAGCUUCACUUUGUGAAAGCAGUGUAAACAGGCUAGAACUGAAUUGAAGUAACUUUUGAUUUUGAGAACAGGCCAAAUUUGGUUUAAUUGAUGCCGGCCCCAGAGGCCCCGUUCUACCAUCCAAGUAGAAAGCUAAAGCAGGUUUGGAAGAACAAAGACGGUGUCAACACUGUUGGACAGUCGUAGCAUAAAGGAUGUUGGAGGCGUCGGCUGUGUCCCAUUUCAGUUGUAUCUGCCUCCGAAUUGGGACCCAGCCUCUUUUGGCGUGUUGUAUCUGUUGCUGUCGACCAGUGAUUGCGGGCUUUGUUCUUCCUGUUGGACUAAAGGGGGACAGCAAGGCGGGGAUUGUUGAUAUAAUCUUGAAUGUACAAACAGGAUCAGUCUGGGUCCAAAGCUUUUUUCUUUUUUUGCUUGGUAUUUUCGAAGCACCAGAAAUCAUGCUCACAAGAAGAUGAUCAUAACGCUAGAGGUGCUAUCGAAAGUGCAUGCCUGUUUGAUUUGGCAGACUUCUAACGUCUCCUUCACAACGUUUCUGGUCAUUUACCCUCAGGUUUUACAAGUUUACCGUAGAAACGACCACACAACAAAGCCAGCUAUUUAAAAAAAAAUCAAUAAACAAAUCAGGGUUUUUUCAGCAUUGAUACUUAAAUCACUCUGUCGAUUAAGCUAGUUCCCCACGACUUUGGUUUUUGUAGUGUCCGCACUUCAGGAGACUUGUCCCUCGUUGCUUACCUUAGCUUAGACACAGCAUCAUCACCAAAAAGGAUGUAAUCGUCUCUCCUUUCCCCCCCAUCACCACACAGUCUCAAGGUUUUUUUGUUAUUAACAGACUUUGUUUCGGGUUGAACACAAAACCCUAACUUUAUUACUUGAACUAUAUUGCAUUGCUCACUGUUGAAUGUCUUUAUAUGGAAAUAUACAUUUAUUAAAGAAAAAAAUAACGAAGAGUUCCCUUUUGUUUUAUGGUGAGCAGGGCCAAGGUUUUUAGAGUUUUAUGACAGAUGUACAGUAUUAGUUACAGGCAAACGUAGAGCUAAUUUAGGAGGGAAAGAGGCGCUUUUUUGAAACUUCUCAGAGAUAUGUUCGGAUCUUUUCCUUCACAGAGGGCUUGUCUGAAAUUGCACACCUUAUCAUCUACAAGAGACUUGUGUUAAUAUUUACCUGUGAUAUCUGCAUUUGCAUCAGGAGUCACAUUUACACGGAGAUGUCGUAUCCAUCAUAUAUGUAAAGCUUGAAAGAUAAUACAGUUUUAAGGGUCGUUUUGAGUUGUAGUUGCUGUUCUUUGACUGUUUUCUCCCCCCCCCCCCAAAAACAUUAAGACCAAAGAUUUCAGUUCCUGUUAAACCACUCAGUUGUCCAUCAUUGGAAAUGGAUGUUUCAGUGAAGUUUUUAUCUCCAUUGCCUUGAUAUUAUCACAACUCAGAAGAUACAACCAUGUUGUGUGAAUGAGUGUCCCGUACAGCUAGCUAGGAUUGUUGGUUGAUCUGUUCAUUUUGUGUUAAAAAGAGUUUAAACAGGUACUUUUUGUGACACGUCAGGAAGGAUCCAUCUUUAGAGUCCUUGAUGUCCCAAUGUAAAAAUCUAUCAGAUUGAUCUUGAUCUGCACUCUUCCGUUUAUGUGCCGUUGGUAUAAACAGACUUCUGUUAAGGAUUUAGAA